This is a messenger RNA of Linum tenue, 1029 nucleotides long. The record is from the annotation of a GenBank genome assembly. NCBI's taxonomy places the organism in Eukaryota, Viridiplantae, Streptophyta, Magnoliopsida, Malpighiales, Linaceae.
AUGGUGGAAACGCUCAAUCUCCUCGCCAAUGGUAAAUCCUCGCUUCCCUGCCUUAAACCCAUCAAUUUCCCUUCCCAGAAUCAUGAUUCCCCUUUACUCUCUCGCCCUAGCACUCGCCUCCACUUCCCCAUUCUCUCCUCCAAAACAAUCACCGCCGUUUCCGUGCCUUCCAAGCCCGCCUCCGCCGCAGCAAUUCGAGUAACCCCCAACCCAUCGCCGCCCAGGCCUCCGCCUCCGUCGUCCGAUUUCCAGGAGAAAAUGUACUACCUGGACUCAAUCGGCCUCGACGUAUUCUCCCUGGCCAGGGACCACCGACCCAUCCUCCUCUCCGCCUCCCUGCCGGAAAUCAAAUCCAUCAUCGACUUCCUCACAUCAAUGGACUUCACAGCCCAGGACUUCCGCCGCAUAGUCUCCAUGUGCCCGGAAUUCCUCACCGCCAGCGCCUCCUCCGUCAUCCCCGUCUUCACCUUCCUCCUCCGCGAGGCCGGCGUCCAGGGUUCCGACAUCCGGCGGGUCGUCCACCGCCGGCCCAGGCUCCUCGUCUCCAGCGUCAAGCACCGGCUCCGCCCCAGCCUGUACUUCCUCCAGAGCAUCGGGAUAACGGCGGCGCACAGGCACACCUACUUGCUGUCCUGCAGCGUGGAGGACAAGCUGAUCCCUCGAAUCCAGUACUUCGAGGAGAUCGGGUUCUCGCGCAGGGAGGCGGCGGCGAUGUUCAGGAGGUUUCCCCAGCUGUUCAAUUACAGCGUGAGGGACAACAUCGAGCCGAAGCUGAAUUACUUCGUGGUGGAGAUGGGUAGGGAGUUGAAGGAGCUGAAGGAAUUCCCCCAGUAUUUCUCCUUCAGCUUGGAGAACAGGAUCAAGCCGAGGCACCAGUGCUGCGUGGAGAAAGGGGUUUGCUUCCCUCUGCCCGUGUUGCUGAAGAUGAAGGAUGUUCAGUUUCGGCAGAGGGUGCAGCUUCUCAGUGAGUCUUCGCUUCCAUUCAGUUCCUCUCCUCUGUCCCGGGUAGAUUUUGAUCCCCCAUUGUAG